AUGUCGGCAACUUCUGGAAUAUCCCAACCUAACAAACGGCACUCUAUCUGGUGGCUUAAGCACAAUCAAGCGUCCAACUCUUCUAACAGGGCGCCCACUAUCUCCAACGUCGCAUUCGAUGCCUCCAAGUUCAAUAGGAUGGCUUCAAACGACGGCAAUGUUUCCAGCGAAGGUGCUUCUCCGUCUGACUCUCCCCCGCCCUACCAAACCGAAGCUAUCCAAGACGUCGAUCUGACUGCCGGAUUUAAGAACCUGAAGCUUGAAAACGGCUGCUCCCCUCUGACGGCGGAUUCUUGUCUUGCCCAUCUAAAGUUGAUGUUUGCCAUUCAGCAGAUGAAGGAGGAAGUCGGUUGCAAAGAUGGCCUCUGGGGUCUCUGGGACUCUACCGCCGGCUAUCAUGAUUCUCUGUCCAAAAACCCUUUGGACAAGACUACAGGGUCUGCGGGAGCAGAAAACCCACAGAUGUCAACUGCCGGCUCGGACCUGAAGGACAAGGACAAUGAUGCCAGGCUAUCUUUGUUGAGCAAAAUUCGGGAGAAGCGAUGGGCCUUGUUUGUUGCUCGAGCCGUCGAUCGUUACGAAGCCUGGUGGGAGCAUCUAUCCAAAGAGUUUGCCGUUAGGCCUGUGGACAUCAAUGCGAGGACAUCUGAAUUCAGCUAUUCUGAUAACUCAUGGAACCAGUCCGUCCUUCCCACAGCAACCCUGGACUGGCAUGAGAUAUGGCUGCCGCCCCUUGAUGUUCUCAUGGUCUGGCAUACGCAUAUGUUGAAUCCCCGGGCAUUUCUUGAAGAUUGCAUGCGGCAUCGCAUCACAACUUUUUGGAAUAACGGCAUCCCAUGGGCGCUCAUCGACAAGGCCAUCGACAACAACACGUUUACCUACAAUGUAUCAGAUGCGUGCAAGAGGUUCUGGAGCAGAAAGACUAAUCGUGCUUGGGAGAAUGAGGAUGACCCGAUGGAAAAGACCCUCCGAUGCCCCAACUUGAAGUGCUUCAAAAUGAUUAAUAUUCCAUGGACAACUUGUCAACUUCCAACUUCAUACGUCGAUGAUGAAAGCACUCCAAUUGACUUCGAUGGCACCGGUUAUGGCGACGAUCUGAACUUUUCCUGCCAGCACUGUGGGGCUCCAAUCAACACAGACAUUUUGACCUUCUUUAGGUUCAACGUUGACAGGGUAUUGGCCAUCAUAGAACCCUCCGGGAGUCCAAUAGACUUGAAAGACAACUCCGCCGACUCCCUACUGAUCACUAGGGAUAUGAUGUUGGGCAUGCCCAAAACCACAGAGAGUCGGCCGAUGCCCGGAACACUCCUGCAUCCCAAGACGGGAACUCCGGUUCUGGAUACGUCCCUUGAUGAUUACUUGGACGUGUCUUUCCCCCGUCGCUUCUUGGUUUUUACUUGGCAGUUGACAGAUAAGCUAAAGACCAUCGAGAAAGCCCAGGAGAAGAUCCCGUCUUCUUUGCGGCCCACAUAUCACUGGCGGGCCGUCAGGCCUAUGGCCCGGAUUGCUCUGCGCAAGAUGAUGGCUCGCUAUUUCCAGAACCACAGCAUGUUCGCCCUGGACCUCCGCAGCGCCAUCAUGAGACAAGGCAUCUUCAUCCAAAAGAUGUGCCAGCUAGACUGGCUGCAUAGCCCCAUGGCCAGAGACACCAUGAACCGGGCCAUUAAGAGAUACCACAGGUUCUUUGCCAUCAUCAACAGGUACCCUGGAAAACUCGUUGUGCCUACCCUGGAUAUUGAUCUCGUUUGGCAUACAUAUCAGCUCAGUCCGGGGGAGUACUAUGACUUCAGCAUCAAGCAUGCCAAUUACGUCUUCAUUGAUCACGACGACAAAAUUGAGUCUUCAACGCUCAACACUCAGUUUGAGUGGACUUGCAAGACGUACCAAUCUCUCUAUGGAGAAGUGUACAGUCAGUGUACCUGCUGGUAUUGUGAAGUUGCCGAAAACUUUCACUCCUCUGGCGAGGCAAAUCUUCAUCCUCCCGACACCAACCACAUCUCCUCUCAUCCUUCCAUCAAACUGAUCCCCGCCCCAGGCUACAAAGGUUCCAAAGGACUCGGCACCCCGCGCUCCGAACUCCUCUGGUAG
Thermochaetoides thermophila DSM 1495 is the source of this 2088-nucleotide messenger RNA. RefSeq lists its product as uncharacterized. NCBI's taxonomy places the organism in Eukaryota, Fungi, Ascomycota, Sordariomycetes, Sordariales, Chaetomiaceae. The coding region runs from base 1 to 2088 and encodes 695 amino acids. The transcript has 5 exons. The record is from RefSeq and is a predicted model, not a curated record.